This is a messenger RNA of Esox lucius (northern pike), 4855 nucleotides long. It is a transcript of the gene rnmt, whose product is annotated as RNA (guanine-7-) methyltransferase. Bases 350 to 1531 code for a protein of 393 amino acids. Gene Ontology annotation, cellular component: nucleus. The record is from RefSeq and is a predicted model, not a curated record. The transcript has 11 exons. Gene Ontology annotation, molecular function: mRNA 5'-cap (guanine-N7-)-methyltransferase activity. NCBI's taxonomy places the organism in Eukaryota, Metazoa, Chordata, Actinopteri, Esociformes, Esocidae. Gene Ontology annotation, biological process: 7-methylguanosine mRNA capping.
AUUCCGGUACAGUAGGUGGCGGCAUGUACAAUAAAACGACUUUACGCCGACAUAAUAUUAUGGAAGAAGAAGCAGAAGGGGGAAAAAAGUACAAGAAGAAAAGUGGGAACCAGUUCGUCGGUGGGACGUCUGUUGUUAUGUGAAUGUUUAUAUAGUUAAUGCUGUUCAUUAGUCUGCAGUGUAGUUUGGUCUAUACAUACGAUUGUCACCAUCCGAAACAAUUUCCAUUGAAGCGUUCCACCGUGCUAGCUAACUGUAUGCUAACUUGUAUGAUGUGUGCGUUUCGUUUGUCCAUGUGAUAGCUAUGCAACUUAAUGAGGUAGUACAUGUGAAUUACUAAACAGCAGAGAUGGCCGAGAUUGACCAGGUUGUGGAUCUGUCCGAGGCAGAGGGGGGGAAUGGACAACUGCCAUCUAGGGAAUUCAGAGAAGGAGCCAGAGAGGGUGGCUCUAGCAGUGUAGGACAGAAGGCUACCACUAAAAGGAAGCAUGAGGAGGAGGAAGACUGUUCUCCAUCCAAGAAACUGCGUGGUCACGGAGAAAAGGUGGCCACUCACUACAACAGUCUCCAGGAGACAGGCCUCGCAGCCAGAAGUCAAAGCAGAAUAUUCUACAUGAGAAACUUCAACAACUGGCUGAAAAGUGUUCUAAUAGGGGAGAUCCUGGACAAAGUGAGGCAGGGCCACAGAGAGCUGAGUGUUCUGGACCUGGGAUGUGGGAAAGGAGGAGACCUUCUCAAAUGGAAGAAAGGACACAUUAGCCGGCUGGUCUGUGCAGAUAUAGCAGCUGUGUCAGUGGAGCAGUGCCAGGGACGCUAUGAGGACAUGAAGAAAAGAGGUCAUCAUAACGAGCGCAUCUUCUCUGCAGAGUUCAUCACAGCAGACUGCAGCAAGGAGCUGCUGACUGACAAGUUGAAGGAUCCAGAGAUGAUGUUUGAUGUGACCAGCUGUCAGUUUGUGUACCACUACUCCUUUGAGACGCAGGAGCAGGCUAACCUGAUGUUGAGGAACGCCUGUGAAAGGCUUCGACCUGGAGGAUUCUUCAUUGGCACUACACCCGAUGCUUACGAACUGGUGAAACGCCUGGAAGCUUCUGAAUCCAAGUCUUUUGGUAACGAGGUGUUCAGUGUGACAUUCCAGAAGAAGGGGGACUACCCUCUAUUCGGCUGCCAGUAUGACUUCAACCUGGAGGGGGUUGUCAACGUUCCGGAGUUCCUGGUUUAUUUUCCCUUGUUUGAAGAGAUGGCCAAGAAGUACAACAUGCGUCUGGUGUUUAAGAAGACAUUCUCAGAGUUCUUUGAGGAGCACAUAAAAAAUGACCAACACAAGAUGCUAAUGCAGAGGAUGCAGGCGCUGGAGUCCUACCCAACCGACGACAGGAACCAGUCAUCAUCCAUCAGCCUGGAGGAGUAUGAACACGCCAAGAGACGAGCUGAAAACUCAAAUGUUAGACUGCCGCUGGGAACUUUAAGCAGGUCUGAGUGGGAGGCCGCAAGUAUAUAUCUGGUGUUUGCUUUUGAGAAAAUGUCCUAAAUAUCUGAAGAUCAACCCCGGAUGUCCCUUCCCAGCUUUGCAGGUCAACCCUGAAAUGCCACAAUAUUUAACUCUGGGAAUGGGUGAAUGUUUUCAAAAGCCUUGCUGUCUUGUUUGCACUGCAGCAUAACAAAAAAAAGUGAAAAGGUAUUUUUAUAGAUGUAAUAGUUGUGAUUUUUGUUGUUUUCAUUUAAAAAAAUUCUGUGAAGCUAGUAGAUUUGAGCCUUGGUUUUAUCUGACAGAUAUUUCUCUGAAUGUAUUGUAGUAGGCUAGAUAUCUUUUGAAUGUGUUGUCCAUCUGCAUCUAGACCAUUACCUCACCAAAUCAUCUCGGUUCACGGAACAAUUGUAUUCUACCAUAAAUUCUAAAAUGUAUUUUGCUCAGGGCGGUUCAAUAGUUUUGUCCAUGACUACAAAUAAUAGUUAAAUGCAAUAUCUAUUGAGCUAGCUUUUUACUUCAGGAUUGGAGGUAAUCUGUGUCUGUGCCCUUUACGGAACCUUUUUAUUAAAUGUAGCAGAACUGACAUGAAUUGUUCCAAUACAUUUUUCCUCUCCGGAGUACAUCCAGCAUCUUGCUUAUAACAGGAAGCUUUCACUACUAGCUACAAAACAUCUUUACAGUGUAUUGAAACUAGCUCACAGCCUGAACGCUAUUGGUAUUCAUGUCCUGAAAGGAACUGUGAGCUGUUUUCCAUCAGUUAAUAUAGACGGAGUCAGAGGGUUUUCAGAGAUAUUUCACAAAUAGGGGUACUGGGGAGGAGGCUGUAACGGAUUGCAGGAAUCAACAGUAUUUGCCAAAAGGGAAUUACAGCCCGUACAUAGACUUAUACCUAAAAGUGCAUCAGAAUUUACCUUGCGCUUAACACUACCUCUGUGACUUUGGGAAACUGGUUUUGGGUAACAAUGACUUGUUUACAUUAUUUUGUUUGAGAUGGAGAACUGGAAACAAUAUUUUUGCUAAACCAGUAAGCUCUGAUUCCUUACCACGGCCAGUAAUAGACCACCAAAUCACCUCAGAUUCACGCACCAAUGAAAAAGUACACCCCUGACAAGUUCUUUAUUAUUUUCUUCACUUUUGACACAUUGAUAUUUGAGCUAAAUGCCAACCCUAACCCAUUGAUAAAAGUAAUCCAAUUAAACAAAUCCCAUCUUUUUAAACUUUGCAACCAUUAAUGGAAUUAUUUUCCAUUUUGGAUUCCAUAUUGUACCAGAGAAUUCUUGAGAAGAAUGAGGAUGAUGCUGAACCGAACAUGGAUCUUGCAGCAGGGCAAUGAUCCGAAACACAAGCAAAGUUACAGCAGAAUGAAGGGUGAUAGAAUGGCAGAGUCAAACCCAGAGCUCAGUCUUAUCGAAAUGCGACUUGAAGCAUACCCCGCAUGCAAGAAAGCCCUUGAGCAGGACGUAUUCGUCCUGUAGAGUGGCCAGGAUUUCCUCCCAGUCGAUGUAAGAAACUGAAAAAGAAGAAAAUUGACAUAUGGAAAUGUACUUAUUUGCACCGAAGGGUUUCGAACACCUGCUAUUGAAACUACAGGUGUACAUAUUUUUUGUGCACUGUGAAAUUGUAUUUCUUGAAUUUUCAUCUCAUAAAGUAUGAUCUUUCAUUGGCUUUUGUUAAAUUCGGUUACCCAUUACAAUAAUUAUAUAAAACUAAAGAGGUGCAUUUCCUGAAUAAAAUGUGUUGCUUGCUAGCUGUUUAAAAAAAUUAUUUAUGGUUCACAAUAUUGUUUACCUAUCGAAAGGUUUGGAGUCUGUAUUUUUUAAGGUUCACAGGAUACUGUUGGUGUGGAUUAUUAGCAUACAUGACAUAGUUAAUUGUUACCAAUGACAGCUCUUGUGUCUGUAGCUCAAAUGGUUCAGAAUAUACAGCCUAAUAGUUAAUUAAUUCUAAUUACGCUAACUAGCAUAUAUAAUAUCAAUAAAUGUUUCAUCUUGUGAACUGGGGAAAGCCUAAACUGCUGAAAUUAAGUUGGUUUUGUGUCUGUAGCUCGAAUGAUUCAGGAGAUACAGCCUAAUAAUUUAUUUAUGCUAAUUAGCAUAUGUGAAAUUGAUAACCGUUUCCUAAUUUGCAGUGGGGAUAGCAAAAACGUGUGAAACAAAGUUGGUUUCGUGUCUCUAGUAUGGACGGUUCAAAAGAUACAGCCUAAUAGUUAAUGCUAAAUACACUAAUCGGCAUAUGUAAAGAUACAGCCUAGUAGUUCAUUAAUGCUAAUUACGCUAAUUAGCAUCUGUAAAAUCCGUAGACAUUUCAUCAUAUGAAUUGUGGAUACCCUAAAUCUGUGAAACUAAACCUUUUGAAUACAGCCCAAUAGUUAAUUAAAGCUGAUUAGCGUAUGUACAGAGACAGCCUAGUAGUUAAUUAACGCUAAUUAUAGUUUUUAAAAUCAGCAAACAUUUCAUCAUAUUAACUGGGGCUAGCCUAAACGUGUGAAGCAAAGUUGGUUUUGUGUAAUGAAUGGUUCAAGAGUUCUUCUUAGUUAUAUCCUUACAAUGUUAAUUAGCAAUUUAACUGUCAAUUGUUCAUAAACAUGUCAUAGAAUUCUUAUAUAUGCAACUCAGUUUGAGCCAGACUGAAAGUUUUGGUGUUGGUUUGGACUUGAUCGCUUAAACGAUGUAGGAGGAGAGUGUCUAGAAUAUUUUACUUUUUUAACAUUCAAGUCUAUGAACAUUUUCUUUCCCCCUUUGAAAUACAUUGGUGGCUCAUUUAAAUAUUUAUAUAGUUUCAGAAGUAUAAAAGCUAUCAAAAAGAUCUUUGAGCAACUUGAGUUAGAGCAUUUGGAACUUGAGAGUUUGUUUCAUGUUUAUAACUUUUACUCUUUAGGCUCUAGAGGUGGAGGAAUAAUGAAAAGAAAAUAAUGAAAAGAAAAAGAGGUAUGGGAGAAAUCUAUAGAAGUGCUUUGCCUUUGGCCAGCACUCUAAUGACAUCUUACAAGGCGGUGUACUUUUUUAUGACUUUAUAUUUUGGCACAUACUAGUAAAUUGGUGUGUAUUUACAUGGUACUGUAUGUAAUGUAAACAUCAAAAUGAUGUAGUAAAAUACUCUGAGGUGACCUAAGAUGACCUUUGCCCUUCCCGACCUCAACAUUCCUAUGCAGUCCCUUUUCCCAUGUUUAGUCUGGUUGUCUGCACUGGCAGAAUGGUGGCUGGGACACAGUGCUGCUCCUGGGUACCUUGGGUGUUUUCUCCAGUCUUGUCCAGGACAUUACGGUCUCUGACAUGUUUUUAAUUAUGCAAACUGAUAUUUCUAUUUUUAUAUUCUUGCAAUGAUUCAUGUGUUCCUGUUAUUGCUUCAUUUCAGUUGCAUAAAAUCUGCCAUCAGUUCUUCUGA